AACUUAGCGUAAGUUUCUAAUUAAGUUACGGGAACAGCUAGUUCUGUCAGAUAAUUAGCAUCGAACUCGACGUCGAGUACAGCGUUGUUAUAGCGUACCUCUAUCCAAUAAAUCCAUAGUUACGUUUUGAAGUCGAUUUUAUUUGAUUGAACUUCUAUGCUGUAAUAGCACUGCCACAGACUCUGCGUCCAGUUCGAUUUUACAGAUUACCACUGCAAUAAAUUGUACAGUCUGGAACCAUCAAUCUAUAUUUAUUUAACUGCGAAGUUAAUAUUAUAGCAUACUUUAAAAAAAACUCUAAAAUCAUUUUAUUAAAGUUUACUUUUUUAUAUGGUUAUAGGGUAUCUUUACUCUUUAAGUAGAUUAUCUACUGUUUAUAUAGCAAUAAAAACACUCAAUAGCUCUUUAUAAAAUCUUCAUAUGGGUAUCUGAAGCUAGUGAAUGUAAAAAUAUCAUAAUGGAAGUACACAUCUCUUCUAUAGCUUUUGUUUUACUACUGAUAAAUUUUGGAACGUGUUUGCGUUUAAAAAAUGACACAAAUGACAUAUCAUCAUCAAACGACUCAAUCAAUAAAAUCUACAGAAUCGGCGUCGACAUGGGAAUAAUUAAUACAGAAAAAUACGCUGUAGAAGCAUUUGCCAGAGACGAACAAAAUGUCUUCAGAGAUUUAUACAAGGAGUAUAUCUCGAUGAAUGGCAGCCGGUUGAUUCAUUAUGACGAGUGGCUCGUUAUGAACAACUUUGGCGUGCUUCCUGAUACCCAGGAGUCAUUGUUUGAGAGGAAAAUUACUAAGCGCAGUACCGCUGAUAAUAAGCGACGAUUCGUGAAUACUGUGAGAAAAGGCGACAUUUUGAUCACGGGACGUGGUAUCGGUGGUUUGCUGGGUCACGCUGCUAUUAUGACGACGAAUAAUUACGUGUUAGAGAUGAGGGGAGGAAACGGCUGGCAGAAUGGUAUUAAACGCAACAACAGGCAAAUCAGCAAGCAUAGAUGGUUCGAUGAGCAUAGGUCGGAUUGGACUACUGUUUACCGGUGUCCGAACGCAGCUGUUGCUAAUGGCGCCGCUCUGUGGGCCGAUCAUAAGUAUUACAAUCCAACCGGUGGUUCUCAAAAGAAAAUUCAUAUCACCUACAAAAUUACACUUAACGUUUGGUCCAUAAACCCGAGCUAUUGUUCGAAACUUGUUAUUCAAGCGUAUUACUUUGGUAGUGGCAAGAGAAAAGUGAUAAGCCGUGAUAUAUCACUGAGGCGAGUAAUAGUGCCCACAAUGAUUCCGAGUUACUUCCUAGCCCCUUAUAAGUUAAGGAAUAUGGGACGAUUUUAAUGAUCUGUAAGUAAAUAGUGAUACUAUGAAAUUUAUUAGUAGAUAUUAAACUAUAGGUUUGUCGUUGUUAAGUGUAUAAUUUGAGAUAUUAUACACUUAACAACGACAUUGAGGUUAAGUCAUUUUUAUGUUCAUA
Messenger RNA from Diatraea saccharalis (sugarcane borer), 1460 nucleotides. Lineage: Eukaryota; Metazoa; Arthropoda; Insecta; Lepidoptera; Crambidae. The record is from the annotation of a GenBank genome assembly.